This is a messenger RNA of Crotalus tigris (Tiger rattlesnake), 3746 nucleotides long. RefSeq names its product LYR motif containing 4 (gene LYRM4). The transcript has 3 exons. Gene Ontology annotation, biological process: iron-sulfur cluster assembly. Gene Ontology annotation, cellular component: L-cysteine desulfurase complex; mitochondrion. Bases 46 to 288 code for a protein of 80 amino acids. Lineage: Eukaryota; Metazoa; Chordata; Lepidosauria; Squamata; Viperidae. The record is from RefSeq and is a predicted model, not a curated record.
CAAGGCGCAGGGGCUUGCCGGGAAGCCCGGCAGCGUGUUUACAAGAUGGCAGCGUCCAGAAGGUCUGAAGUGCUGCGUCUCUAUCGGGCCUUGCUGCGAGAAAGUCAGGGUUUCAGCGCCUAUGGCUAUAGGACAUAUGCCAUCAGAAAAAUAAGAGAUACCUUUCGAGAAAACAAAAAUAUCCAGGAAUCGUCAGAAAUAGAUACACUAAUCAACAAAGCAAAAACUAAUCUGGAAAUGAUACACCGGCAGAAGAACAUUAAAACAGCGAACAAAAUUGAUAAGUAGAAAAAAUUUAACUACAAGUUUGAAUUAUUUGCAUGCUAAAAAUAAUAGCAGCGAACAUACUGUAUUGUAAGAUUUGCCCUGUGUAUUGACAAUGCAAUGGCAUGAAUAUUGUGGAUUAUAUUUAAGUUUACUUUGGUAAGUAUACAUUUAGUAAUAAAUUGUUGCUAUGGCUGUGUGGGAAUUUUUAAAUAUAGAAAUAUUUUCAAAAUGAUAUAAUAUUAUAUCCUAUUAUUUAAGGUUUGUAAAUUAAUGCCUAAAUGCAAACAUGACUCUUUGACAGUUUUAAGCAAAACUUCUUCAUAAGGGUAAAAAUAAAUUGCUUCAUGAUAUCUAGAGCUAUAUUAACACUGCUGUAUUUCAUGAUUGUCUAAUUUGUAUUAACAAAUUUUAAGUAUAUUCACAUUAUUUUGAAAUGUCAUACUUUUUAAUUGCCUAUGUAUAUUUGAACAGUUUGGACAGUGAAGAAUAUUACAUGUAACUAGGGCUUUUAGAAAUACUUAAAGAUGAAAUAUUUAUACAGUUUUUAAACAAUAGAGCUGAAGCUGAUCAAGCAUGUGUAUUUUGAAGUUUGAGGUUUAUUAAAAUGUAGCACACCACUUUUAGCUGACUUUCUUUUUCCAUGACAUGUCAAUAAAAAUUAAAUAAUAUCCCAGCUGCCUAAUAAUUUGUUGCUUCUGUGAAAUCAAAUUUAUGUUCUCUUUAAAUGCUAAUUUAUGGUUUAGUCAUCAAAAUGACCGUUGGCAUCUCAGGUUCAUAAACAACUACUUGAAUCAGUUCUGGGAGGAAUUGGGGAAACAUGACAGAUUACUGUCAUUUAGUUCUGUCAAUCUUGACAAAAAUUUACAAAAGGAGCUUUCAAAAGUUAAAAAAUCAUAAAAGAGCAUUCCUGUAUACUUUUUAAGUUUUGUAAGUGAUUUAUUUUGUUAUGAAAAGAAAAAAAAAAGUAGAAAACUUUGUAGGAAAGUAGUUGUCAAUUUCUUAUAUUUUCUGUAAAUACAUGUUCAAAAACAGUUAAUAGAACACAUCGUUCUGUUCUAUUCUGCGGGGACCUGGUGAGGGAGUGAAAGGCUUGACAGAAAUCAAAUGGUUCAUUUAUUUGUGUGGAGGAGUGAACAGUCUUGUUCCUUUUUCUGCAGAUACCUUUUCUUCAGUCUUAAAGAAGUGAUAUAAAUUGUCUCUCAGGCCAUAUUGGAUGUUUGGAUAUGUGAGGAGUAAUACUUAGAGAAGUAAUCUAUUGCCAUGGUUUUGGAGGUGGCUGGUCCUUUUUGUUGUCUGACAGUAAAUUUGGAACUAGGAUUUUAGUUAUCUUAAUCCAACUUUUGUUAUCUUCCCAUUGGGACACCAGUAUAGCAGCCCUCCUUAAGGGUUUUAUGCUUCCUUAUUAUGGACCUCAAUUUCAUUCCUCAGCUCCAUUUUGUAAAUAACAACAGUGGCUAGGCAGUGCUCUUCGCUUAAACCCUUCUGUGUUGAAUAGCAUAUUCUAGAUUGAAAACAAAUCACAGAAGAGCUAGUUGCUUAUUAGUAUUACUUUAUAAAAGCUGUUCCAGGCUUUCACAGCUGAUGGAAAUGAUCGAUAGAAGCUGGCAUGAGAUCUCAUUGGCAAAAGUAUAUAGUACACAUAAUUCCUAUCAGAUUGAUGAGCUGCCUCCUUACUUGUUUCGCUGCCCUUUAUAUUUAUAAGUGAGGUCUUUAUUCAGCCUGAGCCGGCCCACUAGUAGUUGCAGACUAUUCAGAGCAGGAAGCUUUAUCAAUGGUAAUUCAUAUCCUUAUUACUUCUUACUUGGGCUACACCAUGAGGUUGCCCUUGAGGUCUACUCUGGAAUUUCAUCCUUUAUGAAAUGUAGUGGUCCAAUUGCUGGUACUUGGGAGGCACUUUAACCAUCUAGAUUUCUAUGGGUGCUUCAUUGACCACUGAUUGUUUCCAGGUACAGUUCAAGCUCAUAGUAUACAGGGCCCCAGCAUAAUGAAGAAACUGACUUCUCUAGAAUAAAUUUCUCUGUCCUGGUCAGUUGUUAUAGGAGGUUCUUGAUUCUACCUUGUGCAGAGAAGCGAAGAAGCAAAUCUUUUUCAUGAUGAUCCCAUUACUAGACCUCAGCCACCAGCUCUUUAGAUUCAUUCCCCUCCUGGCUUGUCAAAGCAGCCCAGGAGAUGUCCUGUGAGUAGGGUCUAGCAAUGAUUAAUUCUUUGAGUGAGGGAGUUGUUUCUUUAUCUCUUAAAAUGGCUUUGCUUCAUCCCCUUCUAAAAAGCCAUUGCUGAACCCCACCAUACUGAAUAAUUUUUGCCCAUAUCCCACUUCUCCUUUUUGGAGAAAGUGUUUGAGAGAGUAUUUUCACAACAGCUUCAGAUGUUCUUGGAUAAAAUGAUUUAUCUGCAUCCUUCUCAAUCAAGAUUCAGAUCUGGAUAUGGAAUGAAAAUAGCACUGGUUGCGCUUUUGGAUGAUCUCUGGCAUGGGCAGGAUGGGGGUUGUGUAUCCAUCCUUACCUUACUUGAUCUCUUAGCAGCUUUUAAUACCAUCAACCAUGGGAUCCUUCUGGCUCAGAGGAUUGGCAUUGGCAGCACAGUGUUGUGCUGAUUUGCCUCCUUUCUUCAGGGUCAAUUCCAGUCAGUGAAGAUUGGGGAGGAGAUGUCCCAUCGUCAGCCCCUAUUAUAUAAGGUGUCACAGGGUUCAGGGUUCCUCUCCUAUUUAACAUCCACAUAGGGCUGCUGGUGAGUUCAACUACAUCAUGGGAUAGGUCUCUAUCAAUAUGCUGCUGAUACUUAGCUAUACAUCUCUGCCCCCUGAUGAAUUAAGAAAUGCUGUAGACAUCCCAGUGGCUGGAGGCUAUGUGAGCCUGGAUGAAGCAUAACAAGCUUCAGCUGAAUCCUGGCAAGACAGAGCGGGUUUGGGGCCUACUGAUUCUAGAACUGUGCUAUCUUUGGUGCUGGAUGGGGUGGCAUUGACUCAGACAGACCUGUGUGUAAUCUGAGGGUCAUUCUAGACCACAGUUCCUUCUCAAAGAGCAAAUAGCAGUCUCAACAUUCUAAAUGUGUUGUUCAGGCCAAAUCUUAAUAGGGCCAUGGCCUAGAAGAAGUAGGAUGGCAAACUCUGAUUUGGGUGAGGCACAUUAAGGUUAACAUCACUGCAGAUAAGACAUUGCAAAUCAACCUCGUUGGCUUUAAAAGGGGAAUGGGAGGGGGAGUUGAAUACAGGUUGGAAAUAGUAUGCAGGGGAGCAUUGAUCUCCUAAUCAGUAUUAAGGGCAGCAGAAUGUUACAUUUGCACCAAACUUGUCUCUUAAUUCUAAGCAUUAAGAAGUAUUUCUAAGAUGGAGGAGCUUUUUUCCUUUGUUCCUGCAAUUUACCCAGUAGCAGUUAAAGAGAUGGGAGUACCAGACCAUCUCAUUUGUCUCUUGAGAAACCUAUAUGCGGGUCAAGAAGCAACAGUGAGAACCGAACACGGAACCACUGAUUGGUUCAAAA